Messenger RNA from Mytilus trossulus (common blue mussel), 1448 nucleotides. Its product is annotated as deleted in malignant brain tumors 1 protein-like. Bases 94 to 816 code for a protein of 240 amino acids. The record is from RefSeq and is a predicted model, not a curated record. The transcript has 5 exons. NCBI's taxonomy places the organism in Eukaryota, Metazoa, Mollusca, Bivalvia, Mytilida, Mytilidae.
UGUACUUUAAGUAGUGUGCUUGAAAUUUCAUGAUACAAUGUGAGGGAGAGAUGAUAUGAAUGUUUACUGAGAUUUUUACAUUUGGAUUUAAAAAUGAUUCUUACAUUAUCUCUCGUUGUUUUUCUUCACGAAGUCUUGGCUGCAGAAGAAAUUCUCCGUGAUCGCAGUGACAUUAAAGUUAAAACACCAAACUACCCAGAUAACUACCCACAUAAUACCACCAAGAUAUGGAGAUUUAAACAUAACUAUGGAGUGUGGAGUGUUUGCAUCGAUCGAUUCUUCCUGGAAAAUUCUCUGGAUUGCAGGAAAGAUUUCCUGGAAAUAAUGGAAAACAAGACCUCUGUAAAGUUUUGUGGAACAAAGUCUAGCGGAAGUCUGUACACAUCAAAAGGACCAGAAAUACUGCUUAAGUUUUCAUCUGAUGGUUCUAUGCAGCAGAUGGGAUUUCAUCUUGAAGUUCUUCAUUUCGUUACAGAAGGUGAUAUAGAAAAGACAAUUAAUGACAGAGAAAGAAAGAGAGCUGCUAGAGCUAAUGUGACGAAGUACGUGGAAGGGAAGCUAACGGACUCCGUGUUGUUCCUAACACUGGUCAGUUUGCUAGGCCUUGCACUGGUCAGCCUUAUUCUGUUGAUCGUCUACUACAUUGUAAAUAUCAACAGAAAGAACCGUCGACAGAACAGCAACUACAACAGGAACGUUGUAUUUCAGACACCAAUCAUAGCGACAAAAAGCAGACGAUACAGCAAGUCAAACUCUCGCGAUGAUUCAAAAGCGGAAGCAAACAGAGACAACAGGACUCCAACAAGAUAUGUGUAAUGAGUAAAAACAACCACUCACGUGUAUGGUUUGAUUUAACUCAGAGCACCGAAAGUAAAAUGCCACUAGACGUUUUAUUUCAUGACGGCGAAAAUUACUACACCAAUCAGUGCUUUAUUUCUUUGAACAUUUGAACCAAAUAGAUUGAUAAAUAGAUGAAUAAUUGGUUCUUAAAACAUGUGAUGACAAUGUUUGGAUUAUUUGUUUCUAGGAAUCUAUGGUGCCAUUUAAUGGAAUAUUUGUUUCUUUUUGUUAUGUUCCUUUAAUACAAAUGCACGAUAUAUCUUGAUAUCAAAGAACAUUAUUUCUAUAUGAUUGAUUGAUUGAUUGGUGUUUAACAUUACUUUCAGCACAAUUGGCUCUAUUGGAAAAUAUCAGUAAAAACUACCAAACCUACGCUUUAUAGCCGACAAUUCUAUUCAAUGAAGGUUGAAAGUGAACGCACCAGAACCCUGGGAAGCGGCAUUCAUUUUUUCUACAGAAAAAAUAUUCAUGUAUAACAAGAAAAUGAGAUACUAUCUUUGUAAUCAUACAUCAUUACAUGCGUUGCUUGUUUUUUGUUAUAGUUAGAUAUACACAAAUUUAUAACAUUGGUUGCAAUGAAAUGUUGUGAUUUCCGAGUCGAAUAAUAA